AUGGAUAAUUUGUUUCAUAAGUGCAGAUUGUGUCUAAAGCUGGGUGACUUUUGUUCUAUAUUUGAGCAAGAUGAUUCCAUAAAACUGUCCGAAAUGGUUAUGGCUUUUACAAACCUAAAGAUUUCUGAAGGUGAUGGCCUAUCGGAUCGUGUAUGUACUUCAUGUAUAGAAAAUCUAAGUACAGCGUAUUUGUUUAAACUGCAGUGUGAACGAAUAGAUACGUUACUCCGGACUUGCCCAGAUGCACAGCUUGAGAAACCGGCUGCGACUGAUUAUAAUGACUUAUUUAACCAAGAAUUUCAUAUGCAUACAAUUUAUGGCUCUGUGGAAGGUGAAAAUGAUGAAAAUAAUGUAAAAGACUCCAAUCCUACGCCUGAACCACUUGGGAACAUCCACGAAGUAAGUGAUGAAACUGAUAGUGAUAUGGACUCCAUAAAGUGUGCUCAAUGUAGUCAAUCCUAUAGCAACCAAGGUGCCCAUAUCUGUAAUGUGACAUGCACUAUCGAACAUUAUGACUUGCAACGAUCCAGCAGCAACGAAACCCUUGUUGCAGUUGAUGCACCACCAGCCAUCAAAAACCCUUUUAUCAAAUCAAUUGACACUCCAGUCAUUGUAUCUUGUGUUCUUUGUGACAAUAAAUAUGAAGACUAUGAUGACUAUGUCAUUCAUAUUAACAAAUGUACAACGAAUGUAAAGUUGCACCAUUACGUAUGUCCCGUGUGUCACGAAAUAUGCACUGCAAAGCUGGCAUACUUGCAACAUUUGAAAGAUGUGCAUUUUAAAAAAGAAGAAGUAGUAUCUGAUGAACCUAGUGUGGAUGUUGUGGACAGUUUCACUGCUAUCUACGAGAAAUCUAGGAAACCGAAAUCAGUUCGACGACAAAUAGGUUGGUCUAUUGAAGAUAUUUAUCAAGAAAUUGACUGCAAAAAAGUCGAAGAGAAAGUGACACCAACGUCCAGCCCUUUAAAGACAUUCUUUUCUAGGUUGGGGAAUGAGUCAUUGAGUAGACAAAGUACACCCAAGAGAGUAAGCUUUCGCAAAUUAAUUGAGACUGGAAAAGCCAAGACUUCAAACUACAUUCCAUUCCGGAAAUACAUACAAAAUUAUAAAGAGAAGAAAAAAGCUACCAACUACAGUCCCAUAGAGGGAAAAAUGCAGUUAUCAAGCAAGAUUAGACUGUCAAUGCCUGGUGGGACUUCAGAUAGUGAUUAUGGCACUGUAAGUGGCACAUCAGAGGAAUCAUGGAGAAUGAAGCAGAAUUUAAUUUGUGCAUGUGACAAAAAAGUGUUUAUGCUCUCAGAAUCCGUACAUGAUAGGGACAGGAUUGUGUCUAUGAUAAACGAACUGGGCGGUGUGGUAGCAGAGAACACGAAAAUGGAAAUGUUGGCCACACAUUUCAUUUCAGUCCUGCCGAACGAUACCUACACUGGCAUGAUGGUAUGCGCCCUGGCGACCGGCAAGUGGUUGCUUCACAUCAGUUUCGUUUACGACAGCUUCAGAUGCAAAAAGUUUAUGGAUGAAAGUAUUUAUGAGUGGAUGAGACAUCCAAAGAUACUAGAAAUAGAUAACACGAGUGUCGAGGUGGCAAAGGCAGCUGUAUAUUGGCACCUGGAGUUGCAAGCACUAAGCGCAAAGUUUCCUUUCGAGGGCAAACAAGUUGUGCUCAUCAUGAGAAAGAAGUACCGACAAUAUUACAACAUGGUGUUCAAGACUCUAAAAGCAAAACCAAUAACAUAUGAUCCGAGGACACCAGGCAGUUGCUGCUCUGCUGACUACUGCUUCGUGGACAUGAAGAUGAUAGAAAGAGUGAAACUUCGCUUUUUUGCUCGCCAUCAAGUUCCUGUCUUCCCCUAUCAAUACAUAUUAGUAUACCUGCUGAAAAAAGGCAAUGUGGAUGACGAACAUAAGUAUUUACUUCAAGAGUGCAAAAGGAUUCCAUCGAGGGAUACUGUUGACUAUUUAAAUCUUACAUAUUGAAUUAUAUAAUUAAUGUUGAUACAUUCCUAUUUAGACUGUUACUUUUAUUGCAUGGGCAUGGGUAAAGCUAAUAUAAGUAGAUAAUAUUUUAUAUACACACAUUAUAAAUGCUUAUGGGGCCA
Molecule: messenger RNA, 2099 nt
Organism: Ostrinia furnacalis (Asian corn borer)
Lineage: Eukaryota; Metazoa; Arthropoda; Insecta; Lepidoptera; Crambidae
Exons: 8
Coding region: 1-1977 (658 amino acids)
Biological process (GO): protein localization to site of double-strand break; positive regulation of double-strand break repair; DNA damage response
Cellular component (GO): site of double-strand break; nucleus
Molecular function (GO): zinc ion binding
Source: RefSeq, a predicted model, not a curated record